Molecule: messenger RNA, 732 nt
Organism: Aureobasidium musti
Lineage: Eukaryota; Fungi; Ascomycota; Dothideomycetes; Dothideales; Saccotheciaceae
Source: the annotation of a GenBank genome assembly
AUGGUCGCCGAUGCCCUGAUCUACCACCCUACUGUCGCGCACUACAACAAGUUCGUCGCGACGACCACUAACGACUUUUCAUUCNNAGUCGGUCGCGACAAGGCCCUUCGUCUCGUCCAAUACCUCUCUCGCUUCCUCGCAUGGUACACCCUUCGCACCAACAGCCCUCAAGCAACAGUCGUACAAUGGGCCAAGCUCAAAGCCAACCUCGGCCUCGUCCGUAAAGCCAUGCGUAUUGGCAAGUUUGUCGAGCACUUCCGCGCCGCAGCAAGUGCCUACGAUGCAAAGACCCUUGACCCCGUCAUCCGCUUCUGCACUACUGGAAGACAGCUUGGAUACGGAGCUUACAUGCUCACUGACACAUUGACCUAUCUGGAUGCUUCAGGCGUGAGGCCGAGUGCUAUGGCCAAGAGAAUGCAGGUUCAGGCUUACAAGGCGUGGAUGACGGGGUUGUGCUUUAGUGUCUUGAACGGCGUCUACACCAUUUACAAGAGCAGGAAUGAGGAGGCUGCGCAGACGGACAAGGCAGUCGCUGCCGAGAAGACGGUCGAGGUUAAGAAGUUGCAGCGUGAGAGAAGUGCUGCCCAGACACAGCUCAUCUCCGAUCUUUGCGAUCUCUUCAUCCCCGUUUCCGCUCUGGGCUACAUCAACGUCGACGAUGGCGUUGUCGGUCUUGCUGGUUGCGUCAGCUCCCUGAUUGGUCUGAUGGCACAGUGGAAUAAGACUGCUUAA